UGUUUGUUGUGUGUGUGUGUGGGGAAAAUGUCUUCGGUGCCUGAUGGCAAAAAGCUUGUCCGAAGCCCCAGCGGACUCCGCAUGGUCCCAGAAAACUGCGCUUUCAACAGUCCCUUUUCGCUAGACGAGCCGCAGUGGGUGCCGGAUAAAGAGUGCCCAAGAUGUAUGCAGUGUGACAUCAAGUUCGACUUCAUCACAAGAAAGCACCACUGUCGGCGGUGUGGCCGGUGUUUCUGUGACAAGUGCUGCAGUAAGAAGGUGGCGCUGCCCCGCAUGUGUUUCGUGGAUCCGGUGCGACAGUGCGUGGAGUGCAGCCUGGUCUCCCAGAGGGAAAUGGAGUUUUAUGACAAACAGCUCAAAGUGCUCAUGGGAGGUGGAACCUUUGUCAUCACUUUGGGCUCAUCAGACAAGGCUGAAACCAUGACAUGUCGUCUCUCCAAUAACCACAGGUAUCUCUUCCUGGAUGGUGAGAGCCACUUUGAGGUGGAGUUGUCUCGAAUCUCCAGCAUGCAGGUGCUGACAGAUGGUAUCAGCCCUGGAGGGGGCACCUCCCGGGCCAGCGGCAUGCUGCUCCAUUACAAGCCGAUGGGCUCCCAGGACUCCCAGCAGCUACGGAUGGAGGCAGCUGAGGAUAAGAAGGUGGCUUCGUCUUGGCUUGCUGCCAUGCACAAGGCAGCUAAACUGCUCUAUGAAUCUCGGGACCAGUGACCUGUGCAGCCUGCCUGCAAGAGAACCGCUCCAGGAAGCACACACCCAAGUGUCUCCAUCCCAAAUGUCACCGGGGUUGGGUAUUGAUUGGAAUUCAUCAAUGCCAAUGACAAUUCUGCCAUUCAACCUAAUUCUUUAGCCAAAUCCACCAAGUUACAUUUUGGAAAAGUUUAAAUGUAGAAAUAAACCGGUCACAAACCUUUUAUGACCAAUAUGUUUUACGUUAAUAUUUACCACUAGUAAAUCCAAAAUUUUUUUUUUCUAAUCUCCUUUAUAGAGUAUUCUUCAUCCAUCUUUGAUUCAGUAUCUAAAAAUCGGAGCAUGAAGGGGUGGUAUCUGUUCACAGAAUGUGUUGUGCUGAGCAGCGGGAUGUGAGGAAUGAAACUCCAAAGACAGCUGAUAUCUGGUGAUUUUUGGGAAGCGAUCGUCACUUCUCAUGCCUGCUUUUCUCCAAUUCAGAAUUGGAAUUUGGUUAUAGAUACCCAACCCCAUGAUUUUUUCAAGGCUUACAGCAUAUUUUAUAACAUUUAUCUCUAAAUACAAAUCAUUUGGUGCAACAUGAUCGUUGACGUCAAAGCAGUAUAACCGUUCGUUAUGUGACACUGUAAAACUCCUAAUAGAAGCCCAGGUGGUCUUUUUUUCAGCUUUUUUUUAAUUUUAUUUUUUUACACAAUUUCUCAGCCUGCUUUAAGAAUGUAAGCCUUUUUUACUUGCCAGGAAGCUGAAACCUAAUUAGUAAAUUGUCUGUUGACUUUAUAGCACCGCUGUAAGCUGUAGGAGGUUCAGGAUUUUGGUCAAAGAGUGAAUCCUUGCAGACAUGUGGGGGUUGAAAAGAGUGAAUCCUUGCAGACUUGUUGGGGUUGAAAAGAGUGAAUCCUUGCAGAUUUGUGGGGGUUGAAAAGAGUGAAUCCUUGCAGACACAUGGGGGUUGAAAAGAGGGAAUCCUUGCAGACUUGUGGGGGUUGAAAAGAGUGAAUCCUUGCAGACUUGUGGGGGUUGAAAAGAGUAAAUCCUUGCAGACGUGUGGGGGUUGAACCAGGCUCCUCCACAUGAGAACACUUUUUGAGAGCUCUGUCAAGUUGCUUAAGUGUCUGUUGUUGUGGUCAGUAUUUUACCCAAAAUUGUAACCAGAAGAGCUCAGUGUGAAAAGUGGAAAUAUGGUCACGCAAGUGUGAGGAGCACUGAGCACUUUUCAGGUGUAAUGUAGUUUCCAGAAACGAGCCCAUUUACCACCCAUGUGUCAGACUCUUGGCAGAGGAAGCAGGCUCUUUGACAAACACACACCAUAACCGACACUGUGUGUUGAGACAGGGCACAUAUUAGGAGUUUUACACCAGAUGAGAUGUUGGUCCGGUGUCACGUUGUUCAGGUGAGGUGAAGUGGGGUUUCGCUGUACAUUUUCUUUAUAACACAGCUUGCUGCCUCAAGUCUUUGCAGAUUUUAGUCCUUAGACCUCGGUGUCUAAGGGAAUACAGACUAUUCACUAAUUCUAGUGAAGUAUAUACACAUACACAACACUAAAAUAAAUGCUUUAAAUGUAGUCUCAUGUAUCAAAUUUUUGUAUGAACUAUUUUGUUAAAUAUUCCUAUUUUAACACAAACACGCUGUGUAUUUACUUACAUGAUUUUUACUGCUGUAUUAUUACUAUAGUUUUUGUAGCACUUGUAUACAGUCAAUGAUUGCUUUCCUUUUCAACGGCCUGAAUAUUUUGUUUUAAUUUUUGGUGGUCUUUUUUUUUAAAUAUAUAUAUAUAUAUAU
Molecule: messenger RNA, 2466 nt
Organism: Lampris incognitus (smalleye Pacific opah)
Lineage: Eukaryota; Metazoa; Chordata; Actinopteri; Lampriformes; Lampridae
Gene: zfyve21
Product: zinc finger, FYVE domain containing 21
Exons: 7
Coding region: 28-708 (226 amino acids)
Molecular function (GO): metal ion binding
Source: RefSeq, a predicted model, not a curated record